This is a messenger RNA of Leptopilina boulardi, 1954 nucleotides long. RefSeq lists its product as uncharacterized. NCBI's taxonomy places the organism in Eukaryota, Metazoa, Arthropoda, Insecta, Hymenoptera, Figitidae. Gene Ontology annotation, cellular component: membrane. Bases 1034 to 1435 code for a protein of 133 amino acids. The record is from RefSeq and is a predicted model, not a curated record. Gene Ontology annotation, biological process: hemocyte migration. Gene Ontology annotation, molecular function: growth factor activity. The transcript is spliced from 4 exons.
CAGGUGGUCAAUAUUCUUCACUGUUGUUGAAAAAUCUUGAUUGGCAAAAAUUGGAAGAAUGAGGACCAGAAGAAGAUAAGAAUUCUCCCAGAAAGAGAUUCUCAUCUUUUUUUGGUUUUAAUAAGGCUUAUCGCAAAGAAAACCUCAUUACUCAUCAAAUUAGUGAUUUGGCAAAAUUUAUAAUAUAAAAGUCCAGAAGUCUUCACAUUCAGCCGAAAAUUUAGACGAGUCACGUAGGCACUUCACCUUCAAAAAAAAUUUCACGUAAAGGAUCACUCUCUCCCGGAUCGAGGGUGUGUAAUUCGACCUCAAAGAAUGUCUAAGACGAGCGAGAUGAAAAAUUCACGAAUGCAUUAUCCACAGGAGCGGAGUUAGAUCCAAAAAAAAGUGUUUUUUUUUUUUAUUAUUAUUUUUGUCCUUUUUUUUGAAUAUAAGGACGGAUGGGAAAGAGAGCUUCUGUUGACAAACUUAUAAGAAAGACGCGAUAAAAUGAGAGAAGAAGAAGAAUGAAGGUGCGAUCCGGAGUCACGAGACGUAACGCAAUUUCUCGAAUGGGAGGCAGGACCAGAAGUUGUAAUUAUACUUAUCUUAGUGAUAUUCUUGGAACGGUUUGUUCGACCCCUCCUUUGAGUUUACUAAGAACCAAGUGAGAGAAGGACAGAUUGAUAUACAUUGAUGCUUGAGAAGAGAAAAAGAAAGAAAGACUAUAAGAGAGCGAGGUAGACUUCAAGGAGCAGAAAAAGAAGAAAAGAGAAACGAUGAUGAUGAUGAUGAUGAUGAUGACGAUGACGAUGAUAGAAAUUUGAGGUGGGGACAAACUCUCUGAGGAUGAAAGUUACAUGUACUUAUAUAUAUAGUAUAGUAUAUACAGAGAGAGGAUUCUGAACACAGAAGACAGAAGUCACGAAUCCUUUGCUCCUUACAAUCGCGCGAGCUUUGAAAAUUUCAAGUUAUAAAUUGUAAUUUCAUUAUUACGAUCAAUAUUUUUUUGAUAAUUGAAAAUUAUUUUUCUUAAAAAAAGUAAGAGGACAAUAUGAAGAGAAUUAUUAUUUUAUUUAUCAUUCUUGGAUUCAUCUCACUUGCUGUUAGCAAGCAUCUCAAAGACAGCAGUUAUUUAAAUCACGUGCAAUUGGUUCGUGAAUUUAAAUGCUCCUUUCCUCAACCGCGAGCCGUGUCAGUGGAGGAGCUUUUGACAGUUGGACCAAGUGCUGAUGAAAUUUUUUAUCCACCCUCAACAGUGUUAGCACGAUGUGGAGGUUCCGGAUGUUGUCCAAUUAAUCAAAUUUGCGCACCAGCCGAAUCGAGAAAUGUCAGUCUUGUUUUCAUGGUGAAACAUGCAAUAGAUCUUCAAAGAGAUCGACAUCAUGAGAUAAUACAUACAUUGGAACACACAAGAUGUGCUUGUAUGGAUGAGAAACUUGUUGUUUCUGUGUAAUUAUAUUGAGCAUUUAAAAGAUUUUCAUUCUGUGUAUAAGAAUUAUGAUUUGUUCGCGAAAGCAGCUUUCAUCCAAAGUAGAACGAGACUUUUUAUUCAAUUAAAACACUUUGAAAAAAAAAAAUUUAUCCGUCAGAAAUGCAUUCCCAAGAGUUCUUUGAGGUUUUGUUUCUUUUAGAAUUAUUUUGAUUGAUUAAAAAAAAAAAAAAUCUAAUUCUAAUUUCUGUAAUCAAUUUUAACAAAUUUUUGAAAUCAAAAAAGAAUUUUCUUUAUUCCUUUUUUUAAAAUUUUAUUUUGUUUUUCAAUCUGCCUCUGGGAAUUUCCUGACGGAUAAUUUCUGACGUAAUUAAGUUCCUGUAUUAUGCUAAUUGCAUAAUUAACCAAAGAAUAUGAAAAUGUUUUUACUAUUUAGAAAAUGCACAUAAUUAUUGUAACUUCUUUUUUAAUACAUCUUUAUUAUUAAAGUACCAAUUGUUAAUAAAUUAAAAAAAUAAAGAAUGUUUCAUGAUUUUAAAAAAA